Messenger RNA from Schistosoma rodhaini, 6337 nucleotides. The record is from the annotation of a GenBank genome assembly. NCBI's taxonomy places the organism in Eukaryota, Metazoa, Platyhelminthes, Trematoda, Strigeidida, Schistosomatidae.
AAUUUGAACGUUUUCACUUUGAAGGUCGUUCCGUAACUCCAGUGAAACCAGUUUUCAAAGACAUGCCUCGAGGUCGCAGUGUUAAACGUGGUUUCCGCCCGUCUCAUACGUCGGUCCAAACAAUGCUUGUUACAAGCCAUGGUGAAUGUGCUGCCACAAAUAAAGAUGAAGAAAUGAACGAACUUGAGGAAACCAAAGCAUCAAAAUCUAAUCCACCUAAAUCCAGUUCCAGUAAAAAGUCAGAUGAAUGUGGAGGAGAAGUUUAUGAAGACGAUGAGGAGCUUGAAGAUUUCGAGUUGGAAAACAAUGCCACUGGGAGACGUCUGGUCGAGGGUGAUAUCGAUGUGGAUGAUGCUGAAAGUGAAAGUGCAGAGGAUGAACCUGUUGAAGAAGAACCCGAAGAUACUCUAACGCCUGCUGAAAAAGCCUCACAAAUUUGUCGCCUUCCUGCAAAAGAACUUUCUGCAGAAGAAACUCAACUGUUUCCUUUCCUAGAAAGUUCUUCAAAUUCUUUAAAGGAGUCAUAUAUUGCUGUCCGAAACCUUGCCUGUUUGAUGUGGUCAGAAGACUCGUGUACACAGGUUACGCCUAAUAGGCUAUUUAUAUACGUGGUGAAUAAUAUGUCAGUCGAAAAUCUACGGGUGAUGAUCGAUUCUGGUUUGACUGCUCCUUUACCAGUACACCAAGGAUCUAACUCGUCUGCUUCUUCUGUUUGUGAGGAAAAUAGUUCUUUUGUCGGUCGCGUCAGACAUAGCAAAGAGCUUUCUCGAUCUCUUCAACGCCAUCUAACAAGUUUAACUCUCCCCAGCAAUUACUCACCCUGGGGUACGCCUACUGCAAAAGCGAAUUUGGAACGGAUGACCUAUUUAGUUGUUUUGUUCUUGGAAAGAUAUGGAUAUAUCAACUUUGGCAUAUUUAAAAUUAUAUCUCCACCCUUAACACAUGUGAGCUCAUCUCGUACCGCUGACCCUGCUACCACCGCAGGGUCGCCUAUGGAAAUAUUGGACAAAUCAGAUGUCCAACUAACACCCAGAAGAGCUGCGGCUGAGAAAGCUCUAGCAGCAACACGUCGUGCUAACAAUUCUCAUUCCUCCAGUACAUUACCAGUUAGUUCAUCAUCUACGUCACUGACAACUCCCCAUUUCAUUAUAAUUGGUGCUGGUAUUUCUGGUCUAAUUGCAGCAAGACAACUGACUUAUUUUGGUGCCAAAGUUACCAUUUUAGAAUCUCGCGAUCGUGUUGGAGGUCGAAUAUGGACUUGUAGAAAAGGUGGAUAUCAUGCUGAACUUGGGGCCAUGGUUGUCACAGGUUUAUCUGCAAAUCCUGUAACUAUAUUGGUACGUCAAUUAUCAUUAAAUUUACUUCCAAUCAAUACUGAUUGCUCUUUAUAUGACUCACAAGGUCAUUUAAUAAACCGUGAUCUUGAUGAACAAAUUGAAGAGGAAUUCAAUCGUCUUCUAGGCACAGCUGCUUAUGUAUGCCAUUCUAAAGGAUUGGAUUCAUUAAUUCUUGACUCAGGUGUUGAAAUUCCUUUAUCAUUAGGUCAAGUUAUUGAAUUAUUAAUUAAAUAUCAAGAAAAGCAUAAAAUACAGUUGAAAAUUACACAUCGUAAAUUAAUAUCACAAUUAUUAGAUCGUAAAAAUUCUCUGUUAGAUCAGAUGGUUAUUGAACGUAAAAAUAUUGAAACAGCUUAUGAAAAGUGGCAUUCAGCAUCAAAAGCAUUAAAUAACCAAUCGUCGCCAAAUCGUCACUGUACUCAACAAUCUAAAACACAAAAUCCUACACAAAAUAAAUCUCGUGUACACAAUGAUUCAUCACCAUGUUCACCUCGUUCCAGUAGUACUGAACUAGAUGGAAAACUAGUCUUUGAAUCAGCUUCAUCAAAUGGAUCACAAAAAUCAGUUGAUAACAAUCCGGUAAGAUUAUCCUCUUCUACUGAUAUAUCUCAAUGUCCUUCGUUACCAGUAUUUAAUGUUAGCGCUCAAUUUGAAGUUCGUCAGUUACUUAGUCAUUUACAUGAAGCUUGGAAGAAAUUUCAACCACUUCAAACUGCCCUGUCUCAAGUCAAUAAACAAUUAGACAUAUUACUUCAAGAACCACCGAAAGAUAUGUAUUUAACAAAAGAAGAACGUUCUAUACUUGACUGGCAUUUAGCUAAUUUGGAAUUUGCCAAUGCCACAGAACUGCAUAAUUUAUCAUUACGUCAUUGGGAUCAAGAUGAUUUGUUUGAAUUAAGCGGUGAUCAUUGUGUAUUACAAGACGGUUAUGGGUCAGUAACUGAUAAUUUAGCACAUUAUAUUACAUCUGGUCAGUCAUUAACAGUUGGACUAAAACCCCGUGAUAAUCAUCUUACAUCUGUAACAACAACAACAACAUCGUCAUCGACUUUAUCCACUUAUAAACUUGGACCUGGUCAUAUUGAAUUGAAAAGUACAGUUAAACGUAUUUCUUACUCUAAUACAGGUGUUCAAGUGGAUGUCCUUAAUUCGGCAUUUAGCCAAGAUGAUUUAAUUGAAUAUGAAGCAGAUGCUUUAAUUUGUACCCUGCCAUUAGGUAUCUUAAAAGAAAGUAUCCAACAGGAUAAUGAAACAACCAUGCAUCAAUCACAAAUUACAACAAAUGAAUCAUCUACCAAUUGUCUUACAAAAUUAGUUGUACCACGUUUUGAGCCACGUUUGCCUGAUUGGAAAAUUUCAGCUAUUCAGCGUUUAGGAUUCGGUGUAUUGAACAAGGUAAGAAUUACAUUUAAUAAAACGAUGUAUACAGAGUGAGAUUUUGAUAUUCUUUUCAGGUUGUAUUACUCAUUUUGUAAAUACAACCUUAUGCGAUCAGUUUUAAAUUACACUGGAUACACGGGACCUGAAAAUAUAAAUCGGCUUCUCAAAUCGAAACAGGAGCAAGGAUCGAAUAUGCUACGAGUUUGUUGUUUGAUUACUAUUGUCCUUUUAAUAUUUGUAAGGCAAAGACGAUAAAAACAAUGUUCGUAUUAUUAUCUUGAUUUCGUGACUUCUAGUUUACUAUUCUUCUCCUUUACCUAAUGUUAGCUAUCAUUUUAAAUCUCAGAUCUUAUUUAAUAUUUUCCUUGUUGAGAAAUGUUGACUAACUGAUCAAUGAGUAAGUAACCAACAUUGUUUUAUCAUAGUAGUCUUUUGGUAUUGCUCAGCUAAGCAGUCAUUGUUAAUAACCAGUUUUAAUGACUUGAUAUUACGUUACCACUAUGUUUAAUUUGGAAAAUUCUCUUCUCCAAUCAGAUAACGUUUAAACCUCUUAUUAGAAAAAAACUUGUGUGUUGAGAACAAUUGUUAACUUUACUUCAUCAAUAUGGUUCCAUGUUUAGAGCAUGCUCCAACUACAUCCAUUUUCAAGCGCUAAUCCUUUUUUACAUGAUUGAAAACAUGAAUCAAUGUCUCUACUUGUCAAAUGAGUUACCUAAGUAUGUACUAGUUCGAUUAUUUCAUUUAUUUACUCUUUAUGAACAUUAGUUCCUUUUUUUUGGAAUAUACAAAGGAUCAUUUUAUAAAUUAUGUGUUUUCAUUGUUACUAAUCUAUUUAUAAGUAAAACUUAAUGAAUAGAUGUUGUCUCCUAUAAUUUUAAACGCUGUUGAGUUAUCAGUUUUUUUUCUGAUAAUAAUAUUCAUAUAAUUGACUAAAUUUCCGUGAUUUUUUUCUUGUUAACUGUUAUUUUCACCGCUUUGUAUUAGUUACAAAGUCUAGUUUUUGAUAUAUUUGUUCAUUACUAAAUUAUUUAUAUUAUGUAGCUUAUUCAGAUAUCAACAUCUUAAGCUAUUGCCAUACCAGGUGUAGAUGAAAGCAAUAGGCAGAAGGAAAGCAUAUUUGUUGUAAGAAGUUACAAAAUAUUUACUUAACACAUAUACGUAGUAUUCAAUCGUCCGUUUACAUCUUCCGGUGUAUUCUGCCAUCUGAACUCUUUACUCAUCUGGUCUCCAAGUGUUCUGCUAACGCCGUGCUGUCGAUACUCGGAAACUUUGCCCUGUGUAACAAUCGCUGUAACUUCGGCAUCACGUCCUGCUACACACUAUUUACAAACAUCCUUGUGAGUAGCGUCCAAUAAAAAGGUAGUAGUAAUUUAUUGAACUCAAUCCAUACUUCUACAUAGUUUGAGUGAUUUUAUUGGAUAGUUCGUUUCGCUGUUGAACAGCGUUCUUCCACUCUCCCAUUAUAAUUUUACAUUGGUUGGAAAUGUAUGUACAGAGUUCAAAUGUUUGGUAAAUGAUGAUCCUUCAUAACCGCAGACUAAAUAUUGUCUUCUAAUAUUUCUGUAGCCCAAUGAAACAAGGUACUGGGAGGAUUCAACUAAAUUUUUUUUAUCAGUUUGUGUUGCUCAUUAAAAUGUUUGUCUUUUAUCAUUUUAAUGUAUUCAAUCAUAACAUUACAUCGUUUUGACUGAUUAUGGACAUUACAACGAACUUUGGUUAUCCAGGUUUUCCAUUAUGGUCUAGCUUCAAUUGACUCAUGAACUGAACUAUUAACUCACUAUAAUAUUCACAAAACCCCUUUAUGGACCUUGAUUACUCUGUGUAAAUUUUAACCACAUAAUUGAUCUUAUACAAAAAUAGCUUUAUAAUAACCAUUGGUUUGUCAUACUUAUUCAGUGUGCGUUUGAAAAUCGUAAUAUAUUUAGUAAACAAAUCUAAUUUCAACUUUACUGAGAAAACCAACCUAGGUGUAGAUUCGUUGUCCUGCUGGCAAGUGUCAGUGAACAUGAAUUCAAUGACCAUAUUCACUUACUGUUAAUCGUUUUUAUCUCCUCUUUCGUUCUCUAGGUUGUACUUAUAUUUGAGAGGAGUUUUUGGGAUCGUUCACACAAUUUAUUUGGACAUGUGAAUGAAUCAACAAAUUCGCGUGGUGAAUUAUUUUUAUUCUGGUCAAUUACUGAUAAACCUGUAUUGAUAGCAUUAGUUGCUGGUCGUGCUGCAUGUGAUUUAGAAAAUGAGAAAACUUCACCUACACGACGUCUAUCACCAGGAUCUAAAGGUCAAAACACAUUAGUCAAUAAUUGUGCCACAUCAACAUCUCAUCUAUUAGGUCGUGGACUUAAAGAACCUAUUAUUACACGAGCUAUGCAAGUUCUUCGUGGUAUUUUCACUCAAGAAGGUAGUAAUAGUAGUAGUAUUAGUAACAAUAAUAAUAACAGUAACAGUAGUAAUUGUAACGGAAUGCAUAUUAAUCAAGAAAAGAAGAAAGUUGUUAUACCAAAUCCAAUUGAUGCAUAUGUCACACGAUGGAGAACUGAUCCAUAUUCACGUGGAUCUUACUCGUAUGUUUCUGUCGGAGCCACAGGCGCUGAUUAUGAUAUUCUUGCUGAACCAGUUUAUCACUCUAAUAGUUCCAGUAGUGAAAAACAAACAACAACUCAUGUAUCUCAUCAAUCCCAUGGAAUUGAUGGUAUUUCUAUACCAAUUAGUAAUCCUCGUAUAUUUUUCGCUGGUGAACAUACUUGUCGUUGUUAUCCAGCUACUGUGCAUGGUGCACUUUUAAGUGGUCUACGUGAAGCCGCUCGUGUAGCUAAUUAUUACUUUCCAGGUCAAACACCUGUACGUUCGUCAGGAUUUAAAUUAAAUACUUCACAAUCGACAAAUCUACACUUCUAAAUUACCGCAUUGUUUAUUUAUUUCCCUUUCUCUAGUUUUGUCAGUAUCUUUUCGGACAAAGCUGUAUUUUUCUCCUAUACCUGUACUUGUUCAACUGACUGUAGAUUAACUAUCCCAUAAAUAAUUAUUUUUUACCUAUUAGAUUUUAUUUAUGUGUAUUCAUCUUUAUGGAAUAUCUUUUUUUCUGUAAAAUAUAUUGGUAUACUACCUUUGUGUACAAUUGUGUCAUAUAUUCCAGUUUAUGUGUUGAUAUGUUUGCCUAAUUUCUAUUCGUUUUGUGCAUUGUGUAUGUUUGUAUGGAUCGAAUUUAGUUGUUUUGUAUUAUACGUGAAGUUUUGUCGGUUACUAUCAUUAUUAUUACCUUCUGAAUAUUUCUUGAUUUCUUUUAUUAUGAAUAAUGCAUUCAUUACCCUGUUUUCAUUUAGUAGACAAACUUUAUAAGUUGUGAAAUACGAUGAAUGACAAAUGCUUGUUAUUCAGUUUUGUGUACGGUAUUGUUAUGUCAAACUUACCACUGGUUUGUAAACAGUUACAUACAGCCAUGUUGAUAAUAAGUUAGAACUUUGCAUUCAAAUAUUUGCAUUAUUUAAUUGACAAAUGAACUAACUCUUAGGGUUACUUAUUUUGUAUUGCAUAAUGAUGUGAUGCGAAGUUGUUUUGUGUUCACUUUAACACUAACCUUUUGUAUUUAACUAUGGAUUAUCAUGUAGUUUUGUUCUCUGGCC